Messenger RNA from Cyanistes caeruleus (blue tit), 2761 nucleotides. The record is from RefSeq and is a predicted model, not a curated record. Lineage: Eukaryota; Metazoa; Chordata; Aves; Passeriformes; Paridae.
GCGAUUUUAAAGCAAUCGAUCCAGUAACACACACGUGUUAUGGCCAAACCUGCCUGAAUGUCCCGCACCUGAACUUCAGCUCUUACAGUUCUCUGGGUUCAGUGAGAAUUAAGUGCCUAUGAUACCACAGAGAGCGAAAGUACUCCAGCGUUUGGGGGAGGCCGCUGUGUAAGCGUGGUGGAGGCUUCAUGGUUACUAAACGAUUAAAUUUGCAGUAUAUGGGCCAUAUAAAUUGCCUUGCAAUUUCCGGUUGCUUUCCUCAUACAUAAAUUGCACAAAGUUUAUGAAUAAAAAUAAAGAUGCCAUACCCGAUUAGGGUUGCAGUGGGAUAUAUGCAGGAGCUGAGCAUCUGCACUGACCUUGGGGAAGGUUUGAAAGCAUAAAUGCUAAAAUGUAUUGUGGGCAGUUUUCCAUUUAUUUUCCUGAGUAUUGACUGUUAGAAGAAAACAAAUACUCUGUGGCAUUUCCUGCUUACUUUUGCGUUUGAAAUGCAAGAUCACAUUUGAUCAUGCAAGAAAGGAGUUUGUUUUCAUUUGGUAAUGCAAGAAAGGAGAAUAGAGUUUUCAGUGUGAUCUGUCCUUGUGGAUGUAAGCUGAAGAGGGACUUAUUUCCUUGCAGCAUUUCUAAUCUUAAAACUAUGUUAGCCAGCUCCAGUGAGAGGGCAUUCUCUGACAGAAACCUGUAAAGUUCCUGCCUCAGCUUCACAUGAGGAUCAAGUGAUAGGCUCCCUACAGUCAUCCCUUAGAAGUGCUUCUCCCUGCACUGUAAAUGACAUGACCUUUUCAAUCAGAUCUAGACUACCAGGUUUGCUGAGAGUGGUCAUUUGAGUUUAAGUAUUACCAUUUUCUAGUUUUUAGUUCUAUUAUCAAGGAGAUUUUCUCCUGAAAUUUGGUUUCAUCCAAAUUUCAGGAGAAGCCCGAAGUUUCAGCCAAGCACUUGGCUCUUUAGCAUGUUUUUCUUAAAUAAUAUUGUCAAAAACCUCACCAUUUCUGUCUUCAGCAGAAUGUAAGAAUAUGACUAGUUAUUACAGUAAUACAUAUUAAAUUACUGUAUGGUUACAUACAUCAUUGUUUUUAUUAAGCACUCAGUGUGUGUUCAGUGCAGCAUAAACAUUAAACAAGAUAAUUCUUCCCCCGGUGAAUUUACAGUCCCAAAGAUCUUCAUAGGAAGGAGUAGUAAUAAUAUAUCAUUAGCACACCACCUUUAAAUCAAUCUCUUUUUCUUUCCCUGUGGUUAACACUCAUUUGCUGUUGAUCAUGACUGGUGUAUCCUGGCACGUCCUGUAGUGCUGUUUGAUGAUGUUACAGAGCCCCGUUGUCCACUCUACCCCUCUGUGAGAAGUUCUUGUUCCGCACAUGUGGAAGGAGAGCAUAUGUCCCUGCUUCAGCUGCUGCCAUACAAAGCCCAGCAGCAGAGACCCACCUUUGAUGGUACUCCACGCUAAGACUUUGGUUGUUGUAUCAAAGCACAAUUUCCUCCUGCCACCUCGGCUUCCUGUGAGGACAGCUGGAAACACUCGUGUCUUUAACAGCUGCAGCAAGAUUCUAUGAAGCUCGUUGUUAAAGCCCUGAGAGAAGAGACUCUGCAAAUGGAAAGGCAUCUAGUUUUCACUGAUUUCUGUUGGAUUUAGGUUAGGAUUUGACUAUGGCAGUGCCAUUUCUGCGGAAGGCAUCUGUGCGGUUAAAGAAGCACAAGAUCACUGUGGUGGCCGUUUCAUGCAUGGGACUGCUUGGCACUAACCUUUCCUAUCAUGUGUUUCCUGAGCAGACGUUCAAACUGUUGCACGAGGGCUGGUCAGAGGGACAGCCAGCUGAGCUUUCCAAGCAGCUCUGUGGUGUGUUUCAGGAUGUCCUUCAGGAUACUGGUGUGAAGUCCACUGACUCCUACAGAGCCUUUGCAGCUUCUGGCUUCCACCCUGUGAGCGCUGGAAUUCCCUGGCUGCCCUCAGGCUCUUUGGUGGGCAUCCCACCUAAUUUUGAUAGCACCGCUGAGGAUAAAAAAGGAAUAGUCAACCAUGUUGUUGUAAUAAAUGGCAAGGAAGUAGACUGGGAGAGCAGUGAAGGUGUGGCUUUAAAAGAAGCUCUCACAUUUUCCCUUGAAGCUCAGAAGUUUGCCAUUGCCAGAGAAGUUGUAUAUUUGCAGUCUGGCAGCCCUUUAGUGAGUGCAGCUGUGGCUCCAACUUGCUUGGCUGGGACGUUUGUCUGUGGGAGAGCUCUAAAGCUGCUUCUGGGGUUAUCCACGGGCCCCGUGAUCCUCCGCAGCCUCUGUAACCUUGUCACUGCCAUGGGAGGACUGCUCUGCUUCUAUGUCUCUUCUGACGCUGUCACCUAUCACCUGGACUGCAGGGCUGACAGGAAGGCAGCCAGGCUUUCCAAGGACUACGCCAGAGGUGGCCUUGAAUUCUAUGAUAAAAUCUUGUCCCGCAACAGGAUUUUUCGUGGUCUGAUGGGCAAACAGGGGAUGAAAAUGUAUGCCCCGAGUGGUAACCUUUUCCCAAGGCACUGGUUCAGAAUAAAGUAUACACCAUAUACUUACCGGAGAACUUUGAUUCUUAAUAUUUUAAGAGAGCUCGAGGCAUCAGAUGGGAGUGCUUGAAUUUUAAACUUGUGAAUUAUGUAUUUUGGAACAGCGCUGUGCUGUUUUUUGGGGGGUUUUUUGUUGUUUUUUUUUUCCUUCUGUAUCUUCAUUAGAAUUUUGGGGUUUAUUUUUGCAUAUAGUUCAGGAAGAGUUAUUGCACGUUCCUUGAAUAAAGAAUUCUCUC